Molecule: messenger RNA, 2133 nt
Organism: Rhineura floridana
Lineage: Eukaryota; Metazoa; Chordata; Lepidosauria; Squamata; Rhineuridae
Product: taste receptor type 1 member 3-like
Exons: 4
Coding region: 1-2133 (710 amino acids)
Biological process (GO): G protein-coupled receptor signaling pathway; sensory perception of umami taste
Cellular component (GO): membrane
Molecular function (GO): G protein-coupled receptor activity
Source: RefSeq, a predicted model, not a curated record
AUGCGUUUUGCCAUCGAAGAAAUCAACAACUCGACCUUUCUGCUCCCCGGCGUCAUGCUGGGCUAUGAAAUCCACAACACCUGCAACAACCCGGCGGUGGCCACCAAGCCCACCUUGUCCUUCCUCUCCAAGUACCCCGGCAACCACGGUGUGGAGGUGCAGUGCAAUUACACCAACUACAAGCCCCGAGUCAUCGCCGUCGUCGGCCCUGACAAUUCAGAUCUGAGUGUGCUGGUGGCCCGGCUCUUGAAUUUCCUUUCCAUCCCGGAGAUUAGUUUCGCCAGUUCCAGCGAUCACCUGAGCGACAGAACUCUUUUCCCAAGUUUUUUCCGAACUGUCCCCAGCGACAGAAGCCAAGUCAAUGCCAUGGUUCAGCUCCUGAGCAAGUUCAGCUGGAACUGGGUGGCCGCCUUCGCCACCGACAACGAAUACGGCCGCCAGGCGCUGCUCAUCUUCGUCCAACUGGCCCUCUCGAAGGAUAUGUGUGUGGCGUACGAAGCCAUUCUCCCAAGCGACGUGGAGGAGUGGAAGAGAGAAGAAAAGCUCUCCAAGAUAGUGGGCCAGCUCCAGAGGUCCAACAUCAACGCCACCGUCAUCUUUGCGCAACCGAAAGAAGCGGAAGAACUGCUGAGGGUGGUGGUCGAAAGAGGCAUUACUGGCAAAGUGUGGAUAGCCAGCGAGUGCUGGGCAACCUCGUCCAACAUUGCGCGGAUUCCAAACCUGGAGAGCAUUGGCACCAUUGUCGGGUUGGCUUUAAGAGGCGGGGAGAUAGCUGGCUUUCCUGAAUACAUACACAAGGUCCUGGCAGAUCCUGGGGAGAAGCGUAACAGCUCCAUCCUCACUGAGGAGGAUGAGCAGUGUCCUGAAUGCAGGUAUCUAACCCUUGCCAACUUCUCCACCACCGUCAAACACUCCAAGUUCUAUUCCACGCUCAGCACCUACAAAGCGGUCUACGCCAUCGCCCAUGCUCUCCAUCGGCUGCUCCGCUGCAGCGCUACCAGCCAGAAGUGCAACAUGAAGCACGAGGUCUACCCUUGGCAGCUCCUGGAGGAAGUAGCCAGGGUCAACUUCACGGUCAAUUCUCAGCCGGUUAAUUUCAGCCCCACAGGAGAUCUACCGACAGGUUACGAUCUGAUUUUUUGGGAAGAGACCACGCCUGGCAACCACGAGUUUGUCGUCGUCGGCAGCUAUGACCCCCAGCGGUCUCAGCUCAGCGUCAAUGCAGCUAGGAUCAACUGGAGCACGGAAAACAGAAAGAGCACCGCAUGCAAGGACAGGGCGUUUGAGUACCUGGAGGUGAGCGACACCCUUGCCAUCGCCAUGGUGGCCUUGACCAUGUUGGCCAUGGCCCAGAUGGCUGCUGUCACCGCCAUUUUUGCCAAGCGUCGCGGCACCCCAGCCGUGCGCUACGUCGGCGCCUUCCCCAUGCUCUUGAUCGUCCUCUCCUCAAUGUGCUUCUGCAGCAGCUUCUUCUUCUUCGUCAUCAAGCCCUCCGAGGCGGUCUGCAAGCUCCGCCAACCCCUCUUCUUCCACAGCUUCACCCUCAGCUUGGCCACUCUGCUGGGCAAGGUGGUCCAAAGCUCGGGGCUCGACCGGGCCUUGAAGAGGCCUUGGCUGAGGAAGCAUCUGAUGGGCGCCUGCGUCCUCCUGAACACAGCCAUCCAUUGGCUCCUGGUGAUCCUGUGGUUUAGGCUGAACCCUCCUUCUUUGGAGGAGAGCACCGAAUUGGAGAGGACCAUCCUGCUGCAAUGCGAGGACAGCUCCUUCCCAGGGUUUAGCUUGCUUUUGGCCCACGACUAUGGCCUGGCGGCGGUCUGCUGGCUCUGCUGCUUCGCAGGCCACAACCCGGAGCGAAAGGGCAACAACGCGGCCAGCUCCAUCCGCUUCAGCAUGGUCCUCAUUCUCAUCAUCUGGACGCUCUUCCUGCCCGCCUACGCCACCUCCCAAGGGAAAUUCGUCGCCUUGUUCCAGGUCUUCGCCGGCUUGGCCAGCCUCUUUGCCAUCUUUGGCCCCUGCUUCUAUCCAGUGUGUUACGUCGUGCUCUUUGCGCCCCACAUGAACACAGAUGCCCACUUCUGCAGCCGGCCCCGGGACCUUCCUGCAGAUGAGCCGAAUGGCACAGAAACCAAGUAA